AUGUUAAAUAUGAUUAUAAGUGAUCGAAUAUUUAUUUUAGUUCGUGCUCGAGCAAUUCAAAAUCAAUGUUUUCUUGUGGCUGCUGCUCAAGUUGCUUCUCAGAAUAGAAAACGUCAAUCUUAUGGAUAUUGUUUAGUUGUUGAUCGAUGGGGAAGAGUUCUUUUAUAUAUGAAUUUAUAUUCUCCAUUAGUUCGGACAAUUGAUAUUGAUCUUCGUUAUAUUGAACAAGUUAGAGAAAAAAUCCCUUUUAUUCAUCAUCGUCGACAUGAUUUAUAUACAUUAAUGUCACCAACAACUAUUAUUGUACCAAUUGAUGAUAAAAAUGAAGAAAAAAUUGAUGUGGUUGUAUCACCAUUUCGUUAUGUUGAACGAUUUUCUCAAUUAAAUCCUGAAGAAAUAAAUGAUUUAUUUCAAUCUACACAAUUAAUUCGAAGAAAAAUCGAAGAAUAUUAUCAAGCUAAAUCAUUAACUAUUAGCUAUACAAGAUCGACAACAUACUGGACAAAUUGUUAA
Molecule: messenger RNA, 513 nt
Organism: Rotaria sordida
Lineage: Eukaryota; Metazoa; Rotifera; Eurotatoria; Philodinida; Philodinidae
Source: the annotation of a GenBank genome assembly